GACAGAGGGAGGGGAGGAGAAGGAGAAAGCAGAGGGAGGUGAGGAGGAGAAGGCGGCGGCAGCAGGUGGAACGGUGACACAACACGCCAACGAGAUCUGGACCUCCUUCAAGAAGCGGGUCAUCCCCAAGAGCAAACGCACCAACACGGAGUGCCACCCCGGAGGCGAGGAGGAGGCGCCUGCGGCCUCGGGUGAGGAAGGCGCCACAGAGGACGGCAAAGAUGGAAAGUCGGCCAAAGCCAAGCGCUCACAUUUUGGCCGUGCGGUUUCCCUGAAGAACUUCAUCAUGCGGAAGGGCAAAUCCACCAGUGUGGACACGGGCGAGGGCGCCAAGGAGGAGGAGGCCGCAGAGGGAGGAGAGGCAGCGGCGGCGACAGAGGAGGGAGGCGCUGACGGCGAAGCUGCCGCAGCGAUCGCGGAGGCCAACGACAAAGAUGCAGUGACGGCAGCUGAGAAGACACCAGCGGAGGAGAGUGGAGCGGAGGUGGCGAAGGAGCCGGAGAAGGAGCCGGAGAAGACAACGGCCGAAGCUCCGGUGACCAACGGGGAGAAUGGCUGCUCCAACGGCACAGAGGAGGAGAACGCCACACAUAAUCACCAGGAGGAGGAGGAGGAAAAGACAACGGGGAGCAGCCCCAUGAAGAAGAGCAAGGAGGCGGGAGGGGUGAAAGAUGAGGCCAACGCCAAGAUCAUCAACGCCACGGCGGCCGUGAACAGCGACAAAAAGGCGGGAAACGUGUGAGGCCACACAAAGAGGAUUAGAACUGCCCGGGAUUCGCUGAGCAAGGAGCUCUGAGCCCCACCCCCACCCCCCAACUCCUCCACUUUCUUGUCCUCUUAUUUCCUCCCCGUCCUCCUCCUCUCUCCCUUCAUCCCUCCCAAUAAAUGGAGUAAUCACGUGUUAUCAACCCAACAUGAGAAACGAGAGACGGAGAGAAAGAUGCAAUUCAUGUAGAUGAGAAGAAAAAUGAUUACUCGGAAAGCAAUAAUUCAAGCCCUUCUUUUUGUCCAUCCAUCCGUCAUCCAUCCAUCCUUCAUCCAUCCAUCUUUCAUCCAUCUACCCCCUCUGUCCGAUACAAACAUCCAGUCUUUUCUUUUCUUAAUCCUUUCUUUGCUUGUCUGUGAGAUUUUAUAUUGUCUACGAGAGAAAAUGAAGAAUAAAAAAUGAAAAUCGAGACAUUCCACUUUCCUCCCCCUUCUCUUCCCGAAGCUCUGCCGACUCCUGAUUGGUGGAUUACAUAAAAAAAAAAAAAAAAAGAGAGAAAAAGACUGUUAGUUUUAUAUCGACGGCCAUUUUGGUUUGUAGUCCCCCCUCUCCUCCUCCUCUUCCUCCUCCUCUUCUUCUUCCUCCCCAUCUUUGCCCCCCGUAGAUAUUUGACAGUACAGCAGGACCAUGUUGCUUCCAUAUAUAAACCGCCCCAAGGACUGCCACUUCCCCACCAACACUGCAAUGUCUUCAGCUCUGUGUGUUUAAUGUUUUUAGACUGUUAUAUUGUGUACAUGAAUU
Pundamilia nyererei is the source of this 1507-nucleotide messenger RNA. Its product is annotated as protein FAM9A-like. The transcript is spliced from 3 exons. Lineage: Eukaryota; Metazoa; Chordata; Actinopteri; Cichliformes; Cichlidae. The record is from RefSeq and is a predicted model, not a curated record. The coding region runs from base 287 to 742 and encodes 151 amino acids.